UCAUACCUUGCUGCAUAUGUGAAGCUCAUUGCCCUCGUCUUGGUUCCAAGACCAGCGUGUACAUGUAAUUUAUUCUCAGAGCAAAUCGCUUCACCGCGAUCUUCAGACGAACCACAAUCACCCAUUCAAUUUAGAGCAUCUGCACCUUUGAGUCGUUUCUCCCACUUAACCACUUCCCUUCCUAGCCUCCACUGUAGCUAGAGAACAUAAAGGUUUAUUGUAAAGAACCUUGAGAUUAAUUCGAUCUGUUGUCUAUAUAGCGUUAGCCAGCUAUGACAUUUGCAUGAAUUCGAAAGGUUUACUCCUGGCCGAAGCCGCUUUGGAUAUCUUUUCGGAUGGGUGCACAACUGUUUUUUUUUUUCAUUCACAUGAACUGUGCAAGCAUAUCAAGUGACACACAGAGACAUCUUGCAGUUGGCCUCGGCAGCGUUUGUGGAUCGCGAGGCGCACGUACUGUCUUCGUUACCUCACAAUUUCAAAUGGAUUAGUAUUUGUAUGCUUAGUAAGUUAGCUGAAGAAGUUACCGAUUGCCAUAGAUAUGACUUUGCGGGGUUGGAGACUUUUUACACACCAACAAGCAAGUUUUCCAGGAGGCUGGUUUUGGAACCACACAUCCCUGUUUCUUUACAAUGGAGACCAGGAACAUUUACCACCUGGGAAUUACAUGCCAACUUUUACAAAUCCCUCGGUUAUAGUUGAGAAAUUCUUUCGUUUGGAAAUGCAUGCAUUUGGAGUAUCAUCUGUGAAGCAUCGAUAGAAGUAACCCUAAAGGUAUACGAAGGCUACUUAGCCACAGACUACCGUAUGUGCCGUUUCACGUUUUCAACACUUGACAGAUUGUUCACGAUAUUUCAUGUUGUAACCAUCUCGUGACACCUGUAUCAGAGGACCACCAAGUCACUCAGACCGCUUGAAAUCCCCAUUAAUCCACGUGUGCAUCGUCAGAGUGUGCAAGGACAUCGAACACCAAGAUUCAAGAUGUAUCAUUUAAACAUCAAGGACUUACUCCAACGCUUCAGUGACGGUACAAUGACGUGUGAGGCCUACACAAGACGGGUCAUCCAACGCGCCCAGGACCUAAAAGUCUUCAACUAUUUUGUAUCUAUGGAUACCGAGCGGAUGUUGAAGGAUGCCCAGGAGGCAGAUGCCAGGUACAGGAACAAGACCAACAGGCCUCUGGAAGGCGUCCCGAUUGCCAUGAAGGACAACAUCGACAUCGAAGGGGAGGAGACCGGAGCUGGCACCCCGGGCCUUGCCGGCCUUAAGCCAAAGCACACGGCCGAGGUGGCUCGUAGGCUAUUCGAUGCCGGAGCGAUCCAUGCCGGUCGGGUGAACAUGCAUGAAUUGGCUUCUGGGGCAUCGACCUGCAAUGCGUACACAGGAGCCAGUCAUAACUUUCACAACUUCGACUACACCUGCGGGGGCAGUAGCGGCGGCAGCGGUGGGGUGGUAUCCGCUGAUAUCGUCCCAGCUGCCUUGGGAACCGACACUGCGGGUUCGAUUCGGAUACCGUCCUCGUACAAUGGGGUCUUUGGCCUGCGUCCAACCAGUGGACGUUGGCCGGCUGACUACGGUGUCAAGAUGACUCAUCUCCGGGAUUCGGUUGGUCCCCUCGUACGCAGCGCUGAGGACAUUGCGAUCCUGGACAGCAUCGUGACGGGAGAAGAACCCCACGGGGAACUGUCACCAGAAGAGAUCAGGAUCGGGGUUCCCCGGCCUCUGUUCUGGGAGGCUCUGGAUCCUGAGAUCGAAGACCAUGCAGAGCAUUUCUUGGCAAAGCUGAAGGAGAAGGGAUUCGUGAUUGUGCAGGGGCCGGAGAUUCCAGGUUCAAGGGAGAUGGUGGAGAAAUACCUUCUUCCUACUAUCCACUACGAAGUCGUUCCUCGGCUUGAUGAGUACCUCAGAUACCAUGGGCACAGCGUCACCGUUCAGAGCGUCAUCGACAAGAUUGCCUCGCCAGACGUUAAGGUCGUGUUUGAAAACGUCAUUGACAGUCCUCCUACCGAGGACGUAUUUGAAUCGGCCAUAGCUGCCAGGGCCAAGGUCCGUGAAGAUCUGAAGACCUACUUUGAGGACUACCGUCUGGACUGUAUCCUGAUGCCGGCCAACAAGAUCCUGGCACCGACACUGCACAUCUUCGAGGGGAACAACGUCGAACUGUGUAGACUCAUCACUCAAAAUGACGACUUGGCGAACAUUUGCAACAACCCAUCCCUGGUCAUCCCCGGCGGGUUUGCCCAACCGAGUGGGGUUCCCUUCGGCAUGCAGAUUGAGAGCUACACGGGCAGUGACAGGCGGCUGAUCGCUGUGGCGGUGGCUAUAGAAAAGGCUCUGAGAUAUUAAUGUGGAAUGUUACUCAAGGGUCAAAUGUGUUAACUCAAGAUCCUUACCUGUUUAACGCCACGUUAAUUUAUUUAUAACGAAACAACCUUUCUUUUGCCAUACGAAAAUGUUAACAUGUGAAAAAACGCUCUUUCCUAAUUUCGUGCACAAAAAAGGCUCAAGCAGAAUUCUGUGAAUUCUGGAGUUUAUCAGUGACAUUGAGCUCGUUUGCAUAAGUGGCUUUUGUCGGUCUUAUACAAAGGAUUAAAUUCAGGGUUUCCCUGUGUUUAGCUUAUCACCUGUAUUUAGCAAGCCAGUGAAACUGCAUUUGGAAUUCCAGUUUCGACGGUGCAUAAUUUUCCCUCAGUUAGUGACUUUUGCUCGAGCAUCGUUUUGAACAUUAAUUUUGUGUUAAUUUCUUUUCAAGUGAAACUGGAACAACACUGAAGCGGUAACGUAAAACACGACUUAGUUAUCCAUUA
This is a messenger RNA of Acanthaster planci (crown-of-thorns starfish), 2804 nucleotides long. Its product is annotated as mandelamide hydrolase-like. The record is from RefSeq and is a predicted model, not a curated record. Lineage: Eukaryota; Metazoa; Echinodermata; Asteroidea; Valvatida; Acanthasteridae.